Messenger RNA from Eucalyptus grandis, 1062 nucleotides. RefSeq names its product DNA repair protein RadA-like. The record is from RefSeq and is a predicted model, not a curated record. Lineage: Eukaryota; Viridiplantae; Streptophyta; Magnoliopsida; Myrtales; Myrtaceae. Bases 35 to 343 code for a protein of 102 amino acids. The transcript is spliced from 5 exons. Gene Ontology annotation, biological process: recombinational repair.
CGAAUCUGCUGCAUUACUUGAACUUUCACUUGAGAUGUAUGGAAGUUUGAAGAUUUUAAUUUUAUCAAAGCUAUUGAUUUUGCUGCAUUGUGGCUCUAAAGGUUCCUUAAUUUUGGUGGGAGGUGAUCCUGGUGUUGGCAAGAGUACCCUGUUGCUGCAGAUGGCUGCAAUGAUUGCUGAAGGGCAUGAUCUUGGGAGAUCGGCUCCAGUAGUAUAUGUCUCUGGGAAGAGGCUUGGCAUAUCAGUCCAGUCUCGCUCUGCAAUAACGAUACGGCAGACAAAGUGCAGAGAGCUUGACAAGAUUCAGUUCUCAACAGCUGGUGGAAAUCGUGAAGGGGCUUGAGGCAUCCCAACAAGAUUUCUUAUGGAUUGUGAAGGGAGAUAAAAGUCAAGAACAAGAAUGGCUACCAUAAGGGUUUGAAGAAAGAAUGGAUGGGAAAGGCCUAAUCAUAAGAGGGUGGGCACCCCAACUGUUGAUUCUCGAUCACGAGUCAAUCGGUGGAUUCGUGACUCACUGCGGAUGGAACUCAACGCUGGAAAGUAUAUCUGCCGGUGUGCCAAUGGUCACGUGGCCGAUGUUUGCCGAUCAAUUCUAUAAUGAAAAUUUGGUUGUUCAAGUGCUAGGGAUCGGGGCCAGCAUUGGAUCUAAAUCGUUUGCCAUGUUUGGAGAAGGUGCCGAUUUAGUGAACAGAGAUGACAUCGACAAGGUGGUGAGACGAGUUAUGGCGGGUGAAGAGGCAGAGGUCAUGAGAAGAAGGGCGAAAGUGAUUCGCGAAAUGGCUAGGAAGGCUGUUGCGGAAGGUGGAUCAUCUGAUUCAGAUUUGACUUCGUUAAUCGAAGAACUCAUGCAGCACAAAGCUGCUCGUGAAUAUAAAUAAAGCCUAUUCUGGUGUCCCGUUAUGUUCAAGUCGUGAAUGUUUUAUCGAUUCUUUCAUUGCGUCGAUAAUAUGUGCCAUGCUUUCAUUUUAGGAGUUUUACUGCUGUUAUGUUCCGUUCCCGCAUUAUUUCCUAACAUCCUAGGUGUAUGAUGCAAUACAUUUAGCAAUAAAGACUAGAUGCUAU